UCGAUCACCGGUGCAACGACAUACCUACAAACCAUUCCAUUUCCCGUACAGGAAUACUAACCGAGAGGCUGAAUUGUAAGAAUUUGCCAUUUCCCGUUCACUAUAGCCGCUGCUUGUACUGCAACGAAGCUUCAAGGAGGAGGACCUCUGCGCAGCUCUUGGACAGUGGUUAUUCCGAUCGAAUGCAGCGGCAUGUACAGCAGUACUGUGUGCACGAUGGACACGUUUAGUAGUAUUGUGUUUUAUGGUGUUCUGUUGUUGAGUUACAACGCAGUGCACGGUAUCGACACAGACUCAAUAAAUCAACAUUUGUUGACCAAGAGCCAAAAUGCAAACGAAACAUCAUUGUCAACUGCCGAACGUUUUCGACGCCUAAUACCUUACGUGACGUAUUACGUGGUCGGUAACAACGACCAAAAUGACUUGCCAUAUCAAUAUCAAUAUCAAAACCCUAAUUUAAAUUCAAACACACCCAGACCUUCACAGGCAAACAAUUUUUAUUUUCAAAAUGAAAGAAAACCCCAACAAAAACAACAACCCGCCACCCAACACCAACAUAAUUAUCAGACAUCAAAUCAACAGAUCCAUCAACAACAACACGCAACAGCUGCAGGAUAUCUGAGAUUUCCAAGCUCUCCAAAAAUUAAAAGGCCUAUUGUAAUAGCAACAACGACUGAAAUGCCGUACAUCAUCCACCCGACAGACAACUCGUAUAAUUAUUAUUACGAUUACAGUCAAACGAGCCCCAAACCAAUUGUUCGACCUAGUCCAAUUGUUAUUAAGCACGGUGAUCAUGCUGGAUUUUUACCGACGAUACCGCCAAGCCCAAAUUCGUUUUCGGAACAACAAGAACAGUUGCAGUUUACGACCAAGGCAAAAAAACAGAGAAGGCCAAAACCGAAAAGACCCACAACACCGGUCAUUACAACCACGACGACAGACAAAUACGGUGCACUCAACGAACUAUUGGACGGUUACGAUUUGGGAAAUCGUCUUUCAAACAAAAUCACGGCCGAUAACAUCGGUUCCAGUAUACAGACUUUGUCGGCCGUAUUACAGUUAUUGCAAAACGAGGCAGACGAACAACAGGCGCGACCAGUGCGGCCAAAGAAACCUAAGCCGGAAUACCGUCCAGAUCCAAUUGAUGAAUAUGAUGAUACUGGCGACGUAGGGAAUCCGGGAAGACCGGGCGUGGAUUAUCCGACGCUCUCAGUUAUACCUAAGACUAGCUUCGAUUGCAAAACUCAAAGAUACAAGGGUUUCUUUGGAGAUCCAGAAACGCUGUGCCAAGUGUGGCAUUACUGUGACUUAAAUGGUGGUCAAGCAUCAUUUUUAUGCCCAAAUGGAACUAUAUUCAAUCAAGUAUCACUGACAUGUGACUGGUGGUUUAAUGUGAAAUGUGAUACUACAGCUCAACUAUAUGUGCUCAAUGAACGCUUAUAUAAAUAUAUAAUACCAUCUAAACCUAGUUUUCCAGAAGAUUAUGAAGGACCUCUGGUAGAUAGAUAUUUAGAAGACAAAUUUAAGGAAACCGAAAAAAAUAGAGGCCAACAAAGAGCACCAAUGCCACCAGUAAUUAAUGUCACUACUGUUGAACCAGAAUCAGUUAGAACACCAUAUCAACAAUUAAUAGAUGUAGAUGUAUAGAUUUCAAUAGAAACUUCUUUGGUCAAUAUUUAUGAUUUGCGAGGUGAUUUUUAUGUAAAAUUAAUAAUAGGUAGGUGUAAAUACAAAAAUAUUUUUUUUUAAAACCAAAUAGAAAAAAAUUAUAAAACUGACUUAAUUUUCAAAACUAGUGGGCCUGAAAAUGUGCCAUUUUUAAUAUAAUGCUACCACUAUAUUUUAUUUAUUGAUAAUUAGUAUGAUACUAUGUUUUAAAGAGCUCAAAUUAAAAAUAAUUAGGUGGUAAAAAUAUUUUAUUUUAUUAUUUGAUACAUUUUCAACUUCAAAUUUUUAAUAAUUUUACCACAAACAAUGAAGCAAAGAUUACGCCUAAAAUUGUGAAACUUAGAUAUUGUUCUAUUCUUAACAUUAUUCAACCGUAGAAACAAUUUUAUAAUUUUAUAUUUGUAAAGAAAUUAAUUCCUUGAAGAUUUUUAUAUACAUAAAUCAAAUGGCAAAUAAUAAUUAUUUUAAAUUUAAACAAUGGUUAGCAAUGGUAAGCAAUUUGUAUAUAUUUUCUGACUACCUAAAUCUAUACCUGUUCAAAGUUCAAAUAAUGAGAAUAGCUUAUAUGUCAAGUACCUAUUUGAUUAUUGUGGAUUAAAACAUUCAGAAAAUGAUCUUCUAAUUAAAUAUAUGUAAUUUAACUACAAUAUAGUUAAACAUUUCAGGAAAAUGAGUGUUUAAGAAAGACAAAUACAAAUUUACAAAGUUUCAAAACUAAAACCAUUUAAAUCUAUUUUCAGAUGUAGGUAAUCUUUGUUUCAUAGUUGGUUUAUUAUGUAAACAAGAAAUAUUAAAAUUUCAAUACAAUUUUUUUAAAAAUUAUUUAGAUAUGAGAUCACAUUUACAAUCAUCUAUUAAAUGUAAUUAGAUAAUUAGUGUUGUAUGCCUUUGAAAUACUGGACAUAUAUAAAUAAUUAAAAAAACUUUAUUUGUGCCAAAAUAUAUUUGACAAUAUAGAAUAUGUUAGGUAUUAUUAUUAAAAUCUGUAAUUUAUAGAACAUAAGAUAACAUUUUACUUGAAAACAUGUGCAAUAAUUAUAAUUAUAAUUAAGAUGUAAAUAUGAUCAUUGAGUAUUAAGUAUUAAGUAAAAAAUCCUAUUAUUUAUUGUCAAAAUGUGUGGUUUAUUUAUUAAUGCUUAUUUUUAAGAAUCUUAUUUAUAAACCAAAGAUUAAAAUUGUAAUUGUAUUAUGCAAUUUUAAUAAUCAUGAAGUUAAUUUUUUUAAAUAAAUAUUCUCAACUUGGAAAAUUAAAUUUGAUAUACAUUUUUUAUUUGAUGAAUAUUAAUGUUAAAAAUAUAUCAUUUUUGUCAUUUUUGCUAUUAAGAAUAUAUAUUGAAAUAUGCAUAAUAUAGGCCUUACACUAAUACAGUGCAAAACAAUAGUUCUGGCAGCUAAUGGAGGCUAUGCUGAAUAUAACAUGUUGUUCCAUAU
Metopolophium dirhodum (rose-grain aphid) is the source of this 3099-nucleotide messenger RNA. RefSeq lists its product as uncharacterized. The coding region runs from base 193 to 1647 and encodes 484 amino acids. Gene Ontology annotation, molecular function: chitin binding. Lineage: Eukaryota; Metazoa; Arthropoda; Insecta; Hemiptera; Aphididae. Gene Ontology annotation, cellular component: extracellular region. The transcript is spliced from 4 exons. The record is from RefSeq and is a predicted model, not a curated record.